This is a messenger RNA of Gossypium arboreum, 4310 nucleotides long. RefSeq lists its product as uncharacterized. Lineage: Eukaryota; Viridiplantae; Streptophyta; Magnoliopsida; Malvales; Malvaceae. The coding region runs from base 103 to 4062 and encodes 1319 amino acids. The transcript is spliced from 9 exons. Gene Ontology annotation, molecular function: protein dimerization activity; DNA binding. The record is from RefSeq and is a predicted model, not a curated record.
CUUUUCCUGAAUUAUACAUAUCAAUCAUUGCUGCUUUCACUUACUUUUCUACCAUAUUUCUCUUCUGCUUUACCCAAACUCUGUUGAAUCUCACCUUCUUUCAUGGCUUCUUCUUUUUUUGACAUCGACACCGACACCGCCUUGAGUUUGUUACUAUCCUGCGCGGAAGCUAUUGAAGAUGGGGAUCUGAAAAGCGCCGAUAAGUUCCUUCAGAACAUCUUGAUUCUUGCUGAUGAGAGACCCUACCUAGAUAAAAGCAGAGUGGUGAAAUACUUUGCGGACGCUCUGGUUCGCCGAGCCUACGGACUGCUUCCCGCUUUUUCCUACUACACUUUCCCGGUGGAUCCUGCACCACAUUAUCAUUAUGACCGCUACCGUAUUAAUGGCGUCAUAGAAAAUGUCAUCCAUGCUGCUUUAAUGGAAAAGAAUGCUUUGAUGGGAAACAGGCGAUUGCACCUCAUUGAUUUCUCCAUCCCGUAUCCCAGUUUUCAGAAUUCAGUUCUUCAUACACUACCGACCUUCUCCGGUGAUCCUCUACCUGUCCGUGUAAGUUACAUACUUCCAACAUUUCUGAAAAAAUAUGUAAAGUUCUCACGCCAAAUGGAGAUUUUAACUAGGGAUGCGGAGGAAGUUAAUGUAAAGUUGGAGGAUGAGUUGAAAGUGGUUUAUGCCAAUAGUUUGGCAGAAGCGGAUGAAUUUGAAAUAGAUUUCAAAAGAAGAGAAGAUGAAAUGGUGGUGGUUUACUAUAAAUUUAAACUUGAUAAGAUGGUAAGAGAUGCAAAAGCAAUGGAGAGAGAGUUGGUAAGAUUGAAGGAGAUAAAUCCGACGAUUGUAAUCAUGCUAGACUUUUAUUCCAAUCAUACCCACUCCAAUUUCUUGACGUGUUUCAAGGAUUCAUUUCAGUAUUCCUUGAAGACUCUUGAUUUCUGGGCGCAGUUGGAACUUUUUCUUGAAGAGGAGUAUGAGUGGGACUGCAACAUAGAGGCAUGGGAAGGUAAUAAUGUAAUUAGGCGGCACCCAACUUUGACAGAAUGGCAACAUCUCUUUUCAAUGGCUGGCUUUAGUCGAAUUCCAUUAAACCACAGGAAAGCUAUUGAUCUUAUUGAUAAGUUUGACAGGUUUGUGGAAAUAAUGGGGGAGGAAGAAGAAUGUUUGAUUUUAGGUUACAAGGAAUGUCCAAUGUUUUUCUUGUCGGCAUGGAAACCCAACGUUGAAGAAGAGCACUUAAAUUUCAAUUCCAGCAACGAUAAGUUUGGACAAGGUUUCAAUCCAUAUCCAUCACCUCUUCCGCCUCUUCAACCAUUUCCGGAGGGUUUGGCAUUGAAUCGAGUAGCUGUCCUCGCUGAGAUACAUGACAUACUAAAUCAUUUACAUUGUGAACACAAGUUUUCAUCGGCUUUAACAUGGGCUUCUAAAGUUAACAAUAUGAAUGAAACUAUAUCGGAUCCAAAUAAGUAUACUUUCUCAAUUCAAAGUAAUUCUUGUUAUUUGAAAGAUUUUAAGUCUCAUCUAUUUAUGCAUUUAUGUGAAGAUAAGAUUAAGCAAACCAUUAUUGAGAAAGCAAUUGAAUCAAAGGACGGCUACCAUUGUGAACCAUCUAUUACUAAUCUUGAUGGUGAAGACAAUCCAUAUCCGGUAGAUGUAAAGAAAUAUGACAUAGAUGUUGUUGUUGCAAUCUGUCUACAAAAUCGUUACACAAAUAACGAUCUUUAUGUAGUAGAAUUUUAUUGGCCUGCAAUAGAGAGUGAAACAUCAAAAUCUCUUGCUCUUCGUAUCUUCAAUGACUUGACUCAUAUGGAGAAAAAGUUUGUAACAGUAAAGGUUGAAGGCGCCGAAAAAGCUAUUUCAAACAUUCCAACAUCUUCGGACACAGCAAGACCUUUGAAAAUAGCUGAAGAAACAGAGGAUGUUGAUGCAGUAGAAAUAAACGGGGUUAAUGUCCAGAGGGGAGUGGUUUCAACUCUUCCUUCACAAAUGCCUACACAUUCUUCAUCAAAGGUUGUUGCAGCUCCUUUUAACACACCAGAAGGACCUCAUAACCAGAUUGUUUCCUAUGGUGACCCUGAGAUUGGCAAAGCAAAUAAGGAGAAAGUUCCAAGAACCAAACGGAGAAACUUGAGGCCUAAGACUGGCAAAGGAAAUAAGGAGAAACUUCCAAAAACCAUACAGGCAAGGUUGACGUCUGCGGUUUGGAAGGAUUUUGUUAAGUGUCUAGACGUAGUAACGGGCAAAGAAAAAUCCAGAUGUACACAUUGCUCCACGGAACUUACAAGGAAAAAGAAGAGGGGAACCAAACACAUGAAAAACCAUUUGAUUUACCACUGUCCAGUAAUGAAAAUACAAAGGCGCUUGAAUUUUGUGAAAAUGAUUAUCAAGCAUCGAUAUCCAUUGGAUAUGGCUGAUCAAAAAUUCUUCAAGAAUUUUGUGAAAGAUAUGCAACCCAUGUUUGAGUUUGAAUCGAAAGAUAUUUCAUCUUACAUACGUAGCAUCUAUAAGGAAGAGAAGGAGAAACUUCAGCUGUAUUUUGAUAAGCUUGCCAGUAAGUUCAAUCUGACAGUAAGUUUGUGGAAGAACAAUAGUGGAAAGACAGCAUAUUGCUGUUUGAUAGCACAUUUUAUUGAUGAUAGUUGGGAACUAAAGAUGAAGACUCUUGGCUUGAGAACUUUGAAGGAUAUCAAUGACACUAAAGCUGUUGGUGGAAUUAUUCAGAGCUUAGUUUCGGAGUGGAAUAUAGGCAGUAAAGUAUGUUCCAUAACUGUGGAUAACUCUUUUUUGGAUGACAGUAUGGUUCAACAGAUAAAAGAAAAUUGUCUCAGUAAUCUAGUCUCCCUUUCUUCAAGUCAUUGGUUCAUCAAUUGCACUCUUCUUGAGGAUGGGUUUCGUGAGAUGGAUGACCUACUUUUUAAUUUAAAGAAGUCCAUUGAAUAUGUCACUGAAACAAAACAUGGAAGAUUGAAAUUCCAAGAAGCUAUAGAUCAAGAUGGGAAAUCAUGGGAUGAUCUUUCCUUCAAGCUGGAAUCAGACUUUGGCAUACUUGAUAGUGCUUUGAGAUCAAGAGAAAUCUUUUGUAAACUGGAGCAAAUUGAUGUCAAUUUUAAACUAAACCCAUCAAUGGAGGAAUGGGAGAAUGCAGCAGCUCUACAGAGUUGUUUGAGAUGCUUUGAUGAUAUCGAAGGAACUCAAUCCAUUACUGUAAGCUUGUACUUUCCAAAGCUUUGUCACAUAUACAAGAAAUUUCUUGAGUUGGAAAAAAGCAAUCAUUCAUUUGUUACAUUGAUGAAGAGGAGAUUCGACCACUAUUGGAGAUUAUGCAAUUCGGCAUUAGCUGUUGCGUCUGUUCUUGAUCCAAGGUUAAAAUUUAAAAUUGUGGAGUUCUCAUAUAGAGUGAUUUAUGGCCAUGAUAGUAAGGUGCAAUUGAGCACGUUCCGUGAAGUUCUUACGAAUGUCUACAAUGAGUAUGCCAAUGAAACCAAAAAUCAAACUACAUCCGCUUCAGGCCUGGAUGAUAUCAAUUGGCUUGGAAAUAAUUCUAUUUGGGACUCCUUCAGUGAAUUUGUAACUGCAAGCAACUUUAACGAGGCCUCAUCGAAGUCAGAGCUUGAGCUUUACUUAGAUGAACCUUUACUUCCCAAGGAUGGAGCAAUCUUUGACAUACUUGGUUGGUGGUGUGAUAAAUCCCAAAAGUUUCCAAUACUUGCAAAGAUGGCUCGAGAUUUCCUCUCGAUUCCGGUAUCAAUUUUCACACCAUGUUCAAAUAUUAAGGCCACGAUCAAUAAUCCAGCCUACAAUAUCUUGAAUCCUGAGAGCAUGGAAGCUUUGGUAUGCAGUGAAAACUGGUUGGAAACUCCAAAAGGAAAUGAUGGAGAAAAUCAUGAACCCACACAAACUAUGGAUAAAGGAAAAAGGAAGUUGGAUGAGGACACUUGUGUCAGAAAAAAAUCCAAACCUUCGAAUUGUGAGAAAGCUAUUAGUAUCGAAGUUAUUGUCAAAGAUUCCAACAACAAUGAUCUGGAAAGAACAAAUAUGGAAUUGGAGCGAGGAAAACAAAAAGUAACGGAUUAGUAGAUUUCCAUAUACGAAUGACUAUCGAGUGCUCGGAAGCUCAUAAAUGUUGGAGAUCAGUCGGAGUAUCAUCACACUAUCCAUCUGUUCGUUUUGAUAUAAAUAGUAAACUUAUUUUGAUAUAAUGGCAUGUAUAGGCUAACUUGACCAAUUGUUGGCUUGUAAAUGGUUGUAUGUAAUCUAGCCAUUGGAAUGGCUAGUAAUGGUUUGUUUUGGUUAUAUCAUGAUAAAUACAUAUGUGUUUAGUA